AUGGUCCAUCGUUCGACACAGAGAGCAGUGGUCAAGUGCUUGUGCUUAGCCGCUGCUAUUCGACUGCUAGUUGGGAACAUUCGGUUUUCUGGCGGACGAUCUAUCAGCAUUCUUACAUCAUACUUGAACGAAGCCGUGCUGCCGCCUUCGACGACUGUCGCCUCCCGUCCGGUGGAUGUGCUGCUGCCCAAUAAUAACAGUGCCGCGGCUGACACAAGAUUUUACCUGAUUCCUACGCCUGAAGUCACUGACUGGCUGCUUGGCAAUUUCUCGGAUGAAGGCUAUCACUUCUACGAUCGCGCUUUGAACGAGGACCAGGCCGAGCUUUGGUUGUACCGAUCUCUCCAGCUGCAUCCAAGUCGGACGACCGACCCCGAAAGAGCCGAUGUCUUUGUCAUUUGUGGGCUCCUCCACUGGAAUUAUCAUCGAAAUAAUAAUCGAUCCAUCAAACGACAUCCACAACGAAACACACGAGCUGAUCUGACGCAGGGUAGCUUUGAUGCCAAGGCAUUUGCCGAUGCAGUGGUACAACGAGUCACGGACCGGACCAAACCUCACCUAGUAGCUAUCCCCACCACAAACCCUGGUACCAGUCGGUACAUUGGGCUGAAAGCAAUUGUGAAAGCAUUGAUCAAGGGAGGUGUCACAAAUCUUUGGUCGUUGGGAUUCGAGCGCAACAAGUUCUGGCAAGGAUUGCCCCCCGAUCGAAUCAUACCAAUCCCGUAUGUGGUACAGUUUCCUCCCAGUGCACGAAACACCAGUGUAGAGAUGACAACAACUCGCAUCGAAUCUGACCCUGCACAUGUACACAACACGCGGAUACCCGAGUUUGUGUUUUACGCUGGCGAUAGAAGGGCUCAUGCAAUCGAAUGGUCUGGGUGUGACCGAUCCAUGGUCGUGCCCUUGGCAACAGAGGCCAACAUGGAUGUCAGAUUGAUUGACAGCGGCAAGCAGAAGAAAUCAAAAAGUAGCAGCACAAACAACACAACUUCGAGUGCUCGACUAUCCCAGGAAGAAUACAACUACAGGAUGGCAUCUAGUGAAUUCUGUUUGAUACUAUGUGGAGAUUCUCCGACAUCGCGGUCCUUGACAUCAGCCAUGGUCCAUGGAUGUAUUCCCCUUGUAGUAGGAAGUCGCUUGAGAGGACUCUGCGAACCUCCAUGUCGCAAGGGAUGGGGGUGGACCAUCAGUGGCAGUAACAAUCCACAUUUGCCAUUCGCGGAAUCUCUGAAUUGGACAAUGUUUCCAGAAGUGAAUGAGGCCCUCUUCCAACAAAGUCCCGCAAAAAUCUUGCAGGAGGAAAUCUCCCAAACAUCCGUCGAGCACAGGGACCACAUGAGAGCCAUGAUGAAUCAUCAUCGAAGUGCCUUCAUCUACGGAAGGGGAAAUCCUAUAAACUCGACGUCAUUUGGACAGGCGGUUCCCCACAUCUGGAAGUCAUUCUUGGAGGCACUGGAUCAAGCAUCUCUGAGAGACAGAAGUACUGUCUGA
Molecule: messenger RNA, 1491 nt
Organism: Seminavis robusta
Lineage: Eukaryota; Bacillariophyta; Bacillariophyceae; Naviculales; Naviculaceae
Source: the annotation of a GenBank genome assembly